GCAGACUUCCUCAAACACACUCACGCAAACACUCGCUCCUCCUGUUCCUCCUCCUCCUUCUCCUCCUCCUUCUCUCUCUCCUUCUGCAGCUCUUCAAGCUGUAGCCUGGAGGGCAGGGUCACUCUGCUGGACUGCGUGCUGCUUUUCUCACAGACAGCUUAGCUCACUCGUAGACUAAGUUGAGUUGUGGACAGCGUGUUGACUCAGGCUGGGAAAGACUGUGUUGUGACUCUGAUGUACUGCGUGGACUGCACUCCCUGCCUCUGGAGCCCCCAUGUGGCUUUAGGCUGCUGCUCUGCUGAUCUCUGUUGUAGCUGCCGUUCGUCCGUGCUGUCUUGUCCCCACGGAAACCUACCCGGCAGGCAGAUGGUCUGAGCAGUCAAGGGAAAAGUUUCUAACAGCAGCUCGUUGGUAAAAUACACGAUCACAGAGAACCAGUCUCCUCUCUCUUACUCCAGUCUCCUCUGAGGCAGCUGACCAUCUCUAUGGAAGGGGCAACAGCAACAGGAGCGCUCUGGCUGAAGAGGUCGAGAUUCUCCCCUUCUUUCUCCGAUCUCUCUUUCUGAGUGACUGGACUAACUGUGGAUUAGGAUCUUUUUUUGUUGUCGAUUGGAAACUUCACACAUCACAACCUGGAUAUUACUUUAGAGGCUGAUUUCUAGAGUAAAGGCGAUCUUCUAGAGGUCUAGUGGGGAUCUUCUUGCCUGACCACCACCAUGGAAGAGCAGGCCGUGUCCAACAGUAGUCCCCAGCAUGGCCGAGGCCUGGGCAGGCAGAACGUCAUCAGGUGUGGCUGGCUGAGGAAGCAGGGAGGCUUUGUGAAGACUUGGCACACACGCUGGUUCGUACUUCGAGGGGAACAGCUACACUAUUACAAAGACGAGGAGGAGACUAAAGCCCUGGGGACCAUUCUGUUACCUGGAAACAGAGUCACUGAGCAUCCCAGCAAUGGUGACGAGGGGGGGAAAUUCCUGUUUGAGGUCUCUGCAGGAGGAGACAGGGAGCGGAUGACAGCGAAUCAUGAGACAUACCUUCUUAUGGCCAGCACCCAGAAUGACAUGGAGGAUUGGGUGAAAACCAUACGCAGGGUCAUAUGGGCCCCAUUUGGUGGAGGUAUCUUUGGUCAGAAGCUGGAGGAGACGGUGCGGUACGAGAGGCGUUAUGGGAGCAGGCAGGCCCCCAUGCUGGUGGAGCAGUGUGUGGGCUUUAUACGCAAGUGGGGCCUACGGGAAGAAGGACUGUUCAGGCUACCAGGGCAGGCCAACUUGGUCAAAGAGCUGCAGGAUGCAUUUGACUGCGGAGAGAAGCCCUCCUUCGACUGUAAUACAGAUGUUCAUACAGUAGCCUCUCUACUAAAGCUGUAUCUCAGAGAGCUACCAGAACCAGUCAUCCCCUUCUCCAAGUUUGAUGACUUCCUCUCCUGCACCAAAAUGCUCUGCAAGGAUGAGGAAUCUGGAAUGAAGGAACUGAAAAGACAAGUGGAAUGUCUACCUCCAGUCAACUACAAUCUGCUUCAGUACAUAUGCAGAUUUUUAGAUGAAGUCCAGUCCUAUUCAGGUGUGAAUAAAAUGAGUGUCCAGAACCUGGCCACGGUCUUUGGUCCAAAUAUACUACGGCCAAAGAUUGAAGACCCUGUAGCAAUCAUGGAAGGUACAGUGCUAGUGCAGCAGCUGAUGUCUGUUCUGAUUGGUCGUCACGACGUGUUGUUCCCUAGAGACGAGGACAGUCCCAAGACACUGGAGCUGGUCAACAACAACAAUGAGGUCCAGAAGAGGCUGACCCAGAUCGUGCCGACGGUACAGACUUCAGAACAGAACAACAAUACCCAAAUACCCCAGCAGAGGGUGAAACAGUGUUCUUGGGAGACCCCCGAGUCGCCUCACCGCCAGCCCCCGGUAGUGUUAGACAACGGCUCCGGUUCUCCUCGCUCAGCCAGCCCACUUAACGGCCAUGUUACCGGGCGCUUUGACCUGGCCCGCAGCCCGCCGUUAACCGUGAAGAAGAACCCGGCGGUCUCCAAGGGCAGCGGCGUGGUCACCAACGGCUCGUUUAGUUGUUCCCCCUCUGGAGACGCAGCCAACCAGGAGAAGAGCCAGACUCUGCCCGGAGUCAUCAGCGGCCUCCAGGCCCGGCGCACCUUGAAGGGCUCGGGCACCAAGAUGGGCACCAGCGGGGUCCCUAACGGAGGUGUCCGCAUGGGUGUGUCAAGUACCGACGUGGUCAACGGUACCCUGAACGGGCGUAAUGGUCUGUGGGUUCCCAAUGGCUACCCGGUCACCUUACGAGACAGCAAGUCUCGGGACUGUGGGGAGCAGACGACAGCCCAGAACCGGCUGUCCACCUAUGACAACGUCCAGCAACAACAACAACAACAACAACAGUUACAAAAUCAACAACAGCCGUGUCUCAGCUCUAGCUGUGAGGACAAGCAGAGUGUGGACAGUGCUACCUGGUCCACCUCCUCCUGUGAGAUCUCUCUUCCAGACAACUCCACGUCCUGCCGUUCUUCCACCACCACAUGCCCAGAACAGGACUUCUACGGUGGGCUGGGCCACUAUCAGGACCCCCUGCUGCUGCUGGAUGGACCUAGGGGGCUGUCCUCCCUCGACGAGCAGUCUCAGCCAGGGGGGGACGUGGAGGGGGAGCGGAGGAACGGGGCUGGAGGUAGUGGAGGGAGGGGUAGUGGAGCCACCAGCAGCAGUGAUAACAGUGAGACGUUCCCUGUCAAUAAAGGACCCAGUAGUCACAGUGCUCUACACAGCCUGGUGGCCAGCCUGAAACAGGAGAUGCAGAAGCAGAAGACAGAGUACGAGGCCAGGAUAACAAGCCUGGAGCACAGUAACCUGGAGUUGGAGACUGAGAGGACUCUUCACGAGGAGCUGAACCAAGAGAAGAAGAAGGUCACCAUGGUGGAGAUCAAGUUUCGUAACGCAGAGCGAGCCAAGGAUGACGCAGAGAAGAGGAACGAGAUGCUGCAGAAAGAGAUGGAACAGUUCUUCUCUACCUUCGGAGAUCUGACCGACGACCCGCGCAGGCCCGACCGGGCCAAUACCAUCUGGAUCCAGUGAGGGGUUGUGUCAGUGCAGGGUGGACUGUGCCAUUUGAAUCGAAUGAGAGGGGGUGGGACUUGACAAUGACUUGGAGACAUAUUGAAAGGGACAUUACCGUCUGGAUCUAGUGAGGGGGGUGUGUACCACCUGGGGGGUGAGGGAACGUGGGAGAAUGUACCAAGGAGAAACUUUGACAGACUGCACCACCUGAAUCUAGUGCGAGGGGGUGUCACAGUACACGGUGGAAUGUGCCAUUUUAAUCUAGUGCGAGGGGGUGUGGCAGUGCAGGGUGGACUGUGCCAUUUUAAUCUACUGAGAGGGUGUGUGGCAGUGCAGGGUGGACUGUGCCAUUUUAAUCUAUUGAGAGGGGGUGUGGCAGUGCAGAGUGGACUGUGCCAUUUUAAUCUAGUGAGAGGGUGUGUGGCAGUGCAGGGUGGACUGUUCCAUUUUAAUCUAUUGAGAGGGGGUGUGGCAGUGCAGGGUGGACUGUGCCAUUUUAAUCUAUUGAGAGAGGGUGUGGAGGUGAAAAGUGGACUGUGCCAUUUUAGUCUAGUGAGAGGCGAUGGGAGUAUGUACUAAGGCAGGUUUUCCCAAACUUGGUCCCUUGGACCCACGUGGCACACAUUUUGGUUUUUGCCCUAGUACUACACAGCUGAUUGAAAUAAUAAACUAGUAAUCAACCUUUGAUGGCAAAAACCAAAACGUGCACGUGUGGUCCCCAGGACUGAGUUUGGGUGACCCUGUACUGAGGAGUAGAAAAACCAUUGAGAGGGACAAUACCGUCUGAAAGCAAGAGACAUAUGGAUACAGUGUGUAGUGGGACAGGGUGCAUGUCGCUGGACCUCAACCAUGCUGACUGACUGUGGCAAUAUUACUGAAGACGCCAGGCGGCUGGUUAUCUGCCUGACACAGACUAUACCCAGCCUAUACAUGGACUACUGAAAGACUACACUACCCAUAAAACCAUUCUUCUUCCCCAUUUUCCUUCAAGAUCCAAUCAAGUAUAUAAUCAACCCUGUUCCAUGUUAUCAUGUAUCUGGCUGUGUAGAUAGAGGACCAUGUUAUCAUGUAUCUGCUUGUGUAUAUAGAGAAAAAACUAUGCUGAAGAAAAGUUAUGUUAUGUGUAAAAAAAAAUAUGUUACAAAAAUAUUUGUAUGUUUGUCUGGUAUAUUUAAACAACAUAACUACGUAUCCAUGUGUGACAUUUCCAUUUGAUAUGAACGCUUUUUGUUGAACAUACAUUUUAUUUUCAACAUGGUGGUACUGAAUUACUUUAUGUACGCAGAUUUAGUUUCUUGUGUCUCAAAUCAAGUUAAUAUAACUUGUGGCUUUUUUGCUACGGAGCCAUUUCAUUCAUCCCAAAGAAGAAGAGACAGAACAUGUACGUGUUUUUACAGACGCUUUGGUUUGUUUGUCUGUACUGUAGCUUUAAGACAUUGUCCAAUAGGAACGGUCUGGCUUCAAAUGAAUCAUAUUUUGUAGAUUCUAUUAAACCUAAAUACAAGUCUGGUCAGUAAUGGUUUCAACAUUGAAUGUUCAUCUAUAGUUGAUAUUUAUCCUAAACUGAAACUGUACACGCAUUGGUAAUAAGACCCAUCACUUGUUUUAGAAUGUUUGGUCUAAGACUGAAGAAAAAAAAGAAGAGCACUGUAGUUGUGAUGAUUCUGGGUAUUAACGGGCACUGUAAAAUCAGGGGUUACUACCUACAGUAGUAUUGGGGAGUAUCACAAUGUCAAGAGGCUUGAAGAAAUAGAGUUUCUCUGUGCUGGUUUCUCAAGCACUCCUGGCGUGGGUAGACUGUAUAAUAUGGCCACACAUAAAACAGAGACUAACUGUUUAUAGUGGUAUAGAUUCAGUCUGCAGCAGCCCUGGACCCUGUGGAGUAGAGACCUGAACCCUGUGGAGUAGAGACCAGAACCCUGUGGAGUAGAGACCUCAUGGUGGACCUGAACCCUGUGGAGUAGAGACCUCAUGCUGGGCCUGGACCCUGUGGAGUAGAGACCUCAUGGUGGGCCUGGACCCUGUGGAGUGGACCUGGACCCUGUGGAGUAGAGACCUCAUGGUGGGCCUGGACCCUGUGGAGUAGAGACCUCAUGGUGGGCCUAGACCCUGUGGAGUAGAGACCUCAUGAUGGGCCUGGACCCUGUGGAGUAGAGACCUCAUGGUGGGCCUGGACCCUGUGGAGUAGAGACCUCAUGGUGGGCCUGGACCCUGUGGAGUGGACCUGGACCCUGUGGAGUAGAGACCUCAUGGUGGGCCUGGACCCUGUGGAGUAGAGACCUCAUGGUGGGCCUGAACCCUGUGGAGUAGAGAAAUCAUGGUGGGCCUGGACCCUGUGGAGUAGAGACCUCAUGGUAGGCCUGGACCCUGUGGAGUAGAGAUCUCAUGGUGGGCCUGGACCCUGUGGAGUAGACCUCAUGGUGAGCCUGAACCAUGUGGAGUAGAGAUCUCAUGGUGGGCCUGGACCCUGUGGAGUAGAGACCUCAUGGUUGGCCUGGACCCUGUGGAGUAGAGAACUCAUGGUAGGCCUGAAACCUGUGGAGUAGAGACUUCAUGGUGGGCCUGGACCUUGUGGAGUAGAGAUGUCAUGGUGGGCCUGGACCCUGUGGAGUAGAGACCUCAUGGUGGGCCUGAACCCUGUGGGGUAUAGAUCUCAUGGUGGGCCUGGACCCUGUGGAGUAGAGACUUCAUGGUGGGCCUGAACCCUGUGGGGUAUAGAUCUCAUGGUGGGCCUGGACCCUGUGGAGUAGAGACCUCAUGGUGGGCCUGGACCCUGUGGAUUAGAGACCUCAUGGUGGGCCUGAACCCUGUGGAGUAGAGACCUCAUGGUGGGCCUGGACCCUGUGGAUUAGAGACCUCAUGGUGGGCCUGGACCCUGUGGAGUAGAGACCUCAUGGUGGGCCUGGACCCUGUGGAUUAGAGACCUCAUGGUGGGCCUGAACCCUGUGGAGUAGAGAUCUCAUGGUGGGCCAGUACCCUGUGGAGUAGAGACCUCAUGGUGGGCCUGGACCCUGUGGAGUGGACCUGGACCCUGUGGAGUAGAGACCUCAUGGUGGGCCUGGACCCUGUGGAGUGGACCUGGACCCUGCACCAUAUAGAUGGAUACUGGCCUGUUGUUAGAAUGUGUUGUGUAUAUAUACUAGCAUUACUGAGAACCAAUGGGGGUGUGGCUCGCACAUUGUGGGGACUCUGUGAAAGUUUUUUUCUGAAGCAUCUUUAAAAAAGAAACUAUUUAGAUUGCUACGCUACACAGCUGUGUAUGGACCUGUGGGGAAUGUAGUGGAUACUUAUGUCUCUGUCAUACAGCACUCACAGUUACAAGGACCUGGUGCUGCCUGCCUACUGUGGUCUGUCAGAGAGGAAGAGGUGAACCAAAGAGGGAUAACUGGGCCCGAAAUCUGUCAGAGAGGAAGAGGUGAACCAAAGAGGGAUAACUGGGCCCGAAAUCUGUCAGAGAGGAAGAGGUGAACCAAAGAGGGAUAACUGGGCCCGAAAUCUGUCAGAGAGGAAGAGGUGAACCAAAGAGGGAUAACUGGGCCCGAAAUCUGUCUUCUCCACCAGGUGGCGCUUUUGUUUAGUUUAUUUCAAUUCAAGGGGCUUUAUUGACAUGGGAAACACAUGUUAACAUUGCCAAAGCAAGAGAAAUAGAUCAUAUACUAAAUUUAAAUAAACAAUAUAAAUGAACAGUAAAAAUUACACUCACAGAAUUUCCAAAAGAAUAAAGACAUUUCAAAUGUCAUAUUAUCUAUAUAUACAGUGUUGUAACGAUGUGCAAAUGGUUAAAGUACAAAAGGGACAAUAAAUAAACAUAAACAUGG
This is a messenger RNA of Oncorhynchus nerka (sockeye salmon), 6868 nucleotides long. It is a transcript of the gene arhgap24, whose product is annotated as Rho GTPase activating protein 24. Gene Ontology annotation, biological process: wound healing, spreading of epidermal cells; negative regulation of Rac protein signal transduction; negative regulation of ruffle assembly. The record is from RefSeq and is a predicted model, not a curated record. Gene Ontology annotation, cellular component: focal adhesion. Gene Ontology annotation, molecular function: GTPase activator activity. NCBI's taxonomy places the organism in Eukaryota, Metazoa, Chordata, Actinopteri, Salmoniformes, Salmonidae.